AUGGUAUAUCGCUUAUUUAUUAUUUUAGUAUUGUAUGUUAUCUGUUGUACAAAUGUAAUAGUAGGACAAGAAAAGCCUCCUCCUGAUAGUACUGUUGGUGCAAAUCCAGGAGACGAACGUGAAUCUUCUGGUAGAGUGAAUAAUCCUGCUUCAGGUGAGCAAGGUACUACAAAUUCACCAACAGAACAACCAGAUCAAACAAGAGAUAGAAGUUCUUCCGUACCUCAAGGAUCUCCAAGAGAACCUGUAUCUCCUGAAAAUCCAAAUCCCGUUACACAAAUUCCAGGAAAUGGAGGUGCUCUUGUAACUCCAAUUCCACUUCCAAAACUUACAUUAGAAGAUUCUGAAUCUUCAAAAUCUGUAAUUGACAUUGAAGUAAAAUCUGCUCUUUUAAAAAACUAUGAUGGAGUUAAGAUUACUGGUCCGUGUAGAUCCUAUUUCCGUGUCAUGUUGGUUCCUCAUAUUACUGUUUAUGUAUAUGCAACAUAUGAUCGAAUACAACUAGAACCCAAAUUUGGUCCAUCCGAUUUAAUAGAUAUAAAUGAUUUAACAAAUAAAUGUAAUAAAGAUUCUAAUAAAUAUUUCAAAUUAGUUUUGUAUAUAAAAAAUAAUAUAUUAAUUCUCAAAUGGAAAGUACAAGAUAAGGAUUCUAAACCAACAAACAUCGAUGUGGAUGUAAAGAAAUAUAAAAUCCCAAAACUGGACAGACCAUUUACGUCAAUACAAGUAUAUACAGUUAAUACAGAACAUGGUCUUAUUGAAAGUAAAAAUUAUGAUAUAAAUAGUGAGAUUCCAGAACAAUGUGAAGCAAUUUCCACAAACUGUUUCUUAAACGGAAGCCUAGACGUAGAAAAUUGCUACCAUUGUACUUUACUAGCUAAAAAGGUGGAUAGUAAUAACGAAUGCUUUAAUUACGUUUCUAAGGAAGCAAAAGAAUUAAUAAAUAAAAAUUUGGAAGAAAAAAAUAAAACGUUUAAAGGAGAAGACGAGGAUUUAGAUUCUAACGAACAAAAAUUAGAAGAAUCCAUUGAUAACAUUUUAAGCAAUAUCUAUAAAAUUUAUGAAAGCAAACAAGACAAAGAGAGAAAAAAAAGUCAUUACAAUAAUAAGAAAGAAUUAGUUACUAUAGAAGAAUUGAAUAGUGUCUUAAAAAUUGAAUUAUUAAAUUAUUGUAAAUUAUUAAAAGAAGUAGAUAGAAGUGGAAUGUUAGAUCAUCAUGAAAUAGGUAAUGAAAUAGAUAUAUUUAAUAACUUGAUAAGAUUAUUAAAAGCACAUCCAGGAGAAAGUACUUAUGUAUUAAAUGAAAAAUUAAGAAAUCCUGCUUUAUGUUUUAAAAAUAUAGAAGAAUGGUUAGUAAAUAAAAAAGGUUUAUUAUUAUCAAAUGAAAAAAUACAGAAUUUAUCAACAACUAAUUACAAUGUGACAGAUUUAGAAGAAUCAGAAUAUGACUAUGAAAGAUUUAUAUCAGAUGAUAUGUUUGAAAAGGAUAUGAAUGGUGUUAUUGACUUAAGUUUAUUUGAUAAUGAAAAGAAAUUAAAAUCUCCUUAUUUCAGAAGAAAUAAAUAUUGUAAUAAUGAAUAUUGUGAUAGAUGGAAAGAUAAAACAGGAUGUAUUUCAAAAAUAGAAGUAGAAGAACAAGGUAAUUGUGGUUUAUGUUGGAUAUUUGCAUCUAAGUUACAUUUCGAAACUAUUAGAUGUAUGAGAGGAUAUGGUCAUUUCAGAAGUUCAGCAUUAUAUGUAGCUAAUUGUUCGGAUAGAGAUUCUGAUGAAAUAUGUUUCGUCGGAUCGAAUCCAGUUGAAUUUCUAGAAAUUGUUGAAGAAACCGGAUUUUUGCCCUUAGAAUCAGAUGUACCAUAUUAUUAUACAGAUGCAGGAAACGACUGUCCAGAACCAGAAAAAAAUUGGAUAAAUUUAUGGGGAAGUACCGAAUUAUUAAAUCAUAAACGUCCAAGACAACGUAUGACUACAAAAGGAUAUAUUUCAUAUGAAAGUUCCUAUUUCUCAGAUAAUAUGGAUUUAUUUAUCAAAAUAAUAAAGAGAGAAAUUCAAAAUAAGGGUUCUGUAAUUGCAUAUAUUAAAACAGAAAAUGUUAUAGAUUUUGAUUUUAAUGGGAAAGGAGUUCAUAAUAUGUGUGGUGAUAAAGAACCUGAUCAUGCUGCUAAUAUUAUUGGAUAUGGUAAUUAUAUUGAUGAAGAAGGUGAAAAAAAAUCAUAUUGGUUAAUAAGAAAUAGUUGGGGUUAUUAUUGGGGGGAUGAAGGAAAUUUCAGAGUAGAUAUGUAUGGACCAUCAUAUUGUAAAUAUAAUUUUAUACACACGGUUGUUGUAUUUAAAGUUGAUUUAGGAAUUAUUGAAGUACCUAAAAAAGAAAAAGAGUCAGAAUAUUUCAGUUACUUUUUAAAAUAUACACCAAAUUUCUUGUAUAAUCUCUUCUUUAAUAAUUAUACUACAAAUGAUGAGUAUAAAUUAAAUAAUCGACUUAAGACAAAUCAACAUAAUAACAAGAAAAAUAAAAAGGACCGUUAUAUUUCUGCCCAAGAUGAGCCACCUACUGAUAAUGUAGAAUCACAAGCAGAAAAUAACAAAAAAACAGAAAUUUAUCAUAUUUUAAAACAUAUUAAAGAUAAAAAAAUCAAAAGAGGUUUAGUUAAAUAUGAAAGCUUAUUAGAAACCAAAAAGGAUCAUUCAUGUUCUAGAACACAUUCCAUAGAUCCAGAAAAACAUGAAGAAUGUAAUCAAUUUUGUAUAGAUAAUUGGAAAGCAUGUAAAGACCAUUAUUCACCAGGUUAUUGUUUAACCAAGCUCUAUACAAAAGAUGAUAAUUGUUUUUUUUGUAAUGUGUAA
Messenger RNA from Plasmodium falciparum 3D7, 2841 nucleotides. It is a transcript of the gene SERA7, whose product is annotated as serine repeat antigen 7. Gene Ontology annotation, biological process: proteolysis. The record is from RefSeq and is a predicted model, not a curated record. Gene Ontology annotation, molecular function: cysteine-type endopeptidase activity; cysteine-type peptidase activity. Gene Ontology annotation, cellular component: membrane; symbiont-containing vacuole. NCBI's taxonomy places the organism in Eukaryota, Apicomplexa, Aconoidasida, Haemosporida, Plasmodiidae.